CUGCUGUUUAAGUCAAUACUUCUGACGUUGACUGUUAGUUUCGUUCUUAUCCUUCCUGGUUCUGUGAUCCAUAGGUCAAUCUGUCGUUGUGGCUUUGAUUGAGGGAAUGAUGAAUCGGGUAAGCGGGAUAUUUAUAUGUUGAGAACACUUCGAGCUUCUGAAAGCGAUUUUGUGAAAUAACACUCAAUCGUUUCCGGGAUGUAGCUCAGCUUAUUUCGUAUGUCAGUCUGUUAACUAAACGAUAUAUUUUCAAAAUCGAAUGGGUUCUAAAAUGUACAUGGAAUAAUUCCAUACCUAGGGAUCGUUUUAAUCUUCUGUGAAUACGAUGCUAUAACUGAAGCUCUUGCAAACAUCAAUUUUACACUAUACAAUAGAAGCACUGACGUCAAAGCUGUGGCUGACAUGGUUUGACAGUAACAGUUCACAUACCGCUUCUGGACUUCGUAAGUAAUAUACCUGACGAAGUUGUAGGCUGGUGUCGAAUCUUUCGUAAAUGGCUCCAGCUUACAAUUUUUGAGAAGUCCUCAGAAGUACUAAGCGGGAUUAAUCAUAAAGUAUAAUUGUCCCUUCCUGUUCACUUGCCUCCUGCAACGUAUUGUAUUUUGACAUAAAUCAUACUAGUAAUAUCCAGUGGUUCACAACUAAGUGUUAAAUAUAAACAACAGUCACCAAUCAGAUGUCAACAGUUCGAUAUCCUCUUGAUUGUUCAUUCUAAACUUUAUCCACGACCAUUCUUAAAGGUUAUAUAUUUUCAUGGUUACACUGAUGUAAAUAAACUAGAUGAUCUAACUAAACUUGGAUGGAACUGACGUACUUUACGUCUUUAGUGUAAACGCGUUUGUGUUAGACUUUAAGUUUGUUUAUCACUGUCGUUCUUAGGUGUGAUUUCAGACCCUGAAUAUAUAUCCAUGUACGUUCACUACUGCUUGCGGGCAGAACCGCCUCAAAACUCGCUUGUUAGGAUUAGUAGCAUUAUUGAUAAUCCCUUGACCUAGUUCGACUCUAACACCACCUGUUAGGUAAACACUUUAUGUUACUUUCGUAUUGCUACAUUAGCACUAGGAUUUAGCUAUCGUUUGAGUGUAUUCUAAGGUGAACGACCUUUAAACGACGCCUGAGUGUCCACCUAAUAACUACGACCAAACGAGGGUUAUAAACCAGUGUGGGGAAUUAGAAUUAUGAUUCACAGUUUGCGGUUAAGGUUAUAAAUUAGAUUUACGGUUUUCAUCGCGGACUGACAUAAGGUUGAAUGCCAGAACUCUAUUUAGCCAAAUGAAUUAGUGAGUUCCGUGCAUAAAUCCGAGAUCUGUUAUGUUAUAACCGAUUGAUUCGUCCAUAAAUUAUAGUCUCUCCGUCUUCUAACUAGGUUUUCACAUAAACAUCCUUCAUAGAAUGAUUAGUUACAUCGAUUUCCACUUAUUGAGUUUAGGUACUGGGAUAUAUGGAUGUGUUCGCACUAGACAAGAUAGUUCAUGAUUACUCACUGUAUUCAUUGUUAACAACCGGCUCCAUUUGCGAUAGGUCUUUCUUAGGACCUAGGAACACUACCUGAUAAUCAUAUUCUGAUCUUUGUGUAGAUUCCAUUAUUCUCUUGACUAAUAAACUAGUAUUGACGUAUAAUAUUACUGUAAAAGUCGAGUAUGACCUAAAAGUACCUAAGUUUCCGUGGUUGGGAUCCCUGCAGUCCUUAUAAAUUGGCUGAAAUUCCUGUUCAAAUGGAUGUCAGCAUGUAUACAUUAUCUGCAGUUUUUUGCGAAGUUUAAAAUAUCGAAAUUGCCUACGGGUUGUGGGUGUAUGUAUAUGUAGUAUCAGGGCGUCUGAAAGGUAUUACUACAGAAAUUGCAAGCAUUCACUAAUCUAAGUGAUACGUGUCUCAUUUUUAUGUUAUAAACAGUUCUGUCGAGCAGUUUACACUGAGGAAAAUAACUUAUGAAGUGUAUAUUGAUGGCAUUUAUGAGUGAGAGCUAAUACCUCUUUCAAAUCGACUGAAAUAAACAACCAGUACCUCAAUUGCAGUUUACAUGAUGGAGGUAUUGUCUACGGAAUUGAGAGGUUGAGAUGCGAAUGUCCGGCGCUUUAACCAGGUUGGUGGAUGUGGAGGAUCCACCUAGGGGAGUUGGGACACAUUCCAAACUCAUGGUGCACAUAGGCUCCAAUAUCCUGAGGGAACAAAUGGCGUAUGAACCAAUUAUUGGUCACUAGCUACCAUGGAACUGCAUCUCCUUACGAUGCUCCACUGCCUUGUUGAUUCGACCUUUAGGUCGAAGGCUCCUAGUGUGGCCCCCUAAAAAGACCCACUUGCUUCAGUCUGGAUACGGGCAGUACCACAGCCCACAUACAAAUCAAAUAAAAUUUUUGUGGCGCACGUGUUUUGGAUAUCCCUUUGUACCAAUAUUUAUGUUGACGGAGACUAAAUUAUUUUUAUUAGGCCCGAAUGGUAGAAAUUUCGGGAUUUUCAGUCCAAAUUAUGAUCACAGUCGUAGUGUUUUCGUGAAUUAGGUAUGUUCGAUGUCAUUUGUGCAUCAUUAUGGUUCAUUUAAAGUGACAAUCCAAAAUAGUUCGUGUGGAAUAUUCGUGUUCGUUAGUGUCAUUGAUGCAUCCUUUAAAAUACCCACAGACUAAUAAACAGUAUAUUGAUGAUUUGAAAUUUUAUUAGCAGGUGUGAAUAUGAUUAGCAUUUAAUUGUAACUCUUACGAUAUAUGAACGUAAACGGGAUCAAGUGUACACUGGAUGUCAUUUUACACUAAAUAUUACUAGGCCUUAGACGUGUAUGGAAUGAAAGCUUUGUAAGCUGUCAUUUAAAUCGAUCGUGGUGUAUCUGUCCCACUUAUGUCAUUCUAUGAAUUGUUUUGCUUUUGGUUGUAACCAUAUUCUCAUUCGAAUUCGCUUUCCAAUCUUGUGUUUAUGAUGUGUGCACACCAGUUAGUUUACUAGUCUGGCUAAAUGUCACCUGCGUGUGUUACUCGCUACAAGCUUUGCAGUGCCAUAUGCGGAAAAAAUAAAGGAAAUUCGACAGAAGUACAACUAGUUCCCUGUCCAUAUGUGUGCAGUACGUUCACAAGGGAUUGUAGAUGUCACAUCACUCCCUCAGUUUAUUCCAGCAUUUUACGUCACAGGAUCGGGGGCUUUCAUAUGUUAUAAAGUACAUGAUUUGAGUUUAUUUGUUUUGGAUUACCAAGACUACUCGUCAACCUGGAUUUUUGGAUUAGUAUACUCAGCCUUCUCAUUUAGUAAUACAUAAAAACGAGUCGGUUAACUACGAAGUAGAUUCUGGUACAUAUGUACAUCAGUUCAAGUUCCAAUACCCCAUUACCAAAGAUGAAAUUGUCACGUCAGAGCUCAAAAUACUAGCGGUAGUAACGGUAUAAGUGGUGAUAUAAAGAAUAAGCACGGAAGAUAGGAUUCAAGAGAGUAUAUAUUUCUAAUGUAGAGACAGAAAAAGGGAGUUAUGAGGCAUUGAAGGGGAAAAACUCGUGGUGUUGUCGACUAGUGACAACUUUCCGCCAUUAGAUCUUAGGUUUGAAAACCCACGCUUUUAUUGGAACAGCUGCAAAACAUGUGACUAGAAACAAAUACUUAAACUUGUAUGUAAACUAAAAUGGAAAAACAACGUAGCGACUCGGUUAGAUAUAAAAUACGUCUUUUUGUAUUGAGUAUUUCUCCGCGAUCACUAAUUUCUGUUCUUUAUACAUAAUGCUUUAUUAAGCUCGAAGUCCCCGUCGUAAAAGUCAUGAUAAGUGAGUAAAUACUAAACAAACGGUGUGUAGUUCUGUUCCAUUGCAAACUGACCACUUGAAAACUACGACUGAACACUAGCAACUGCAAAUGGUGUACGGCAAACAUACCGAAGUUACCGAGACGUUUCACGUUAAAGUCACUGUAUGUAAACAUUUCCCCACUCAUUUCAUUUUUUUAUGCCUUAAUUUUGGUUUUUGAGAUCACGACAGCAUCAGUAGUAGUACGGACUGACUUUUCAUGAAAUAAUUUGUAUUUGCCAGUAUAGAAAAAGGGAAAAUUGUUUCACAUCCACUGAUGUUAAUGAAGUUAAUCAUUAUCUAAUUUCCAAACCCUGAUUAGACAAAGUUUUAAGUGGUGGUCAGAUGAAGUAUUUCUUAUUAAGACUAGUAAAAUAUAGCUCAUUAUAUUCUGUGACAUUUAAUGGAAAAAUUUUGUUCAAUGCAUCUGACUGGUUUUCAGUCCUUUAUGAGGGUAUUUGUCUGUCAGGUAUUUUUUUAUAUUUAAUAUGGUAAUUUUCCACCAGUUUAUGCAAACUUGAUUAUCAAUUUAGCUCGCUAAAACUCUUUUUCAGCUUUUAAUCCCACCCAGUGUUCACAAUCGCCACCGCAUAUGGCUGGAUUCAUCCCGUCCAUGACGAGUGGUUUCUCUGGGUUUCACUUCGUACAUAAACUUCGAGAACUUAUUACGUGAAUAACCAUCCCGAUUUCAUUUCAUUUUCACUGUAUAUUUAAGCAAACUGUAUUCCUGUUUUCGGGUAUUCAUUCUUUUCUAAUUUUAAUUAACAAGCAUUACACAUAGUUUUGCCUUACAUCAUUUUUAUGAAAUGUCAGAUUAUUUGUUUUCUGCGAAGUUAUGCUCUCGGGGUUUUCAUCAACAAAUGUGUGCUUCCAAAAGGAUUUAACUGACAUCAACCUUUUUUCUCACAAACAGUCUAUUAACAAUUCACUCAGAACUACUGACCGAUUUCAAAAUGAUUUUUCUUUAGUUUUCAUUUAAAUGGUAGGAUAAUUCAUUUCAACUGAAUAGGCGCCAACAACACCUAUCUGUCAUGAAUGCUGGACGAUAAUUACUAACAUUCCUAAUUUAUGUAAAAAGUAACGAUGCCAAAAUAAUGUUCAGGAUCGUAUUCUUCCACUGAUUUAAAUGACAGUUGAAUAUCGGAACUAGGCUACGAAGAUUGCUACACAUUACAUUUACUACGGUGUAUAGGAGUUUACAACUUGGUAAAUCAAUUUGACGAAUCUGAAAAGAGGUACACAGUGCCUGGUUGACAUUGCGCGUAUUCCCAGCGUAGCUAAUUCCAAAAAUGUGCUGUAAAGAUUGAGCUCAACACGUUUAUCUACUAAGAUGCAUUUGAGGUUUACCUGAGUAACUUGUGCUACAUUGCCCCAAAGUCAGGCACAUCUCCAAAGGUCCUAUUGAAUAACGUUGUCUUCGGUACUAGGAAAUCAACUCAUUGACAUUUACUGGUUAAUACAUACACAUGCAAGUUCGUUAUCUAUCCCGUUCAACAAAAAGAAAAUACGAAUCUGAUUGUCUUAAUGUUCUGUUCUUGAGACCUAGGAUUCGUAGACUGGUGGUUAGUCUGAUUGGUUGGGAUAUAUUUUUCAGAUCUUGUGCCACUUUCUCAAUCCGAAUGAUCGUCACCAUAGUUGAGGAACUUCUGAAAGAUUUUUCUCACUUAUAAACUUGGGUAAAAAUAGAACAAAUUUCGUAGCAGAAGGUCAUCUCAGAAGUGGGACACCAAACUCGUACUCCGAUGAACUUUACGUCCAGUCUAGUGUACAUUCACUCCUGUAACCUAAACUGCUAAGCUAUCACCGCGCUUUGAUUUCACGCGAUAGUGGAAGCAUACUACGACUACAAACUAUUGGUCUGACAGAAGUCAGACAAGUCAGAAUUCUUGGCUGUGUUCGAUGUAACGGUCGAAACUAGUUGGAGAUUCUAAGUGACGUUGCAAAAUAUGGUUUGGCUAUCGAUUGACGCUCGUUAGUUCUCUGAUUGAGCGCCAUCUUCCGAUCUUACAUUACCUCCACGGUUGGCUUCAAAUACGUCCUCCUGCCCAUACGUGAUGUGAGUCCUUCGCUGCGCUGUCGUGAUAUGAAGCAGCUAGUAACGAUGGUAGACCGUGUGCUGAUAACUGGGUGGUGUAUAUGUUGUAAUUGUAUGUACACUGGCAGUACCUAUUUAACCUCUUACCAGGGUAAGGUGUUGUACUCGUUGACGUCAGUUGAUGGCAGAACUACUAGUUAGCCGUUCUGUGCUGGGCUUGGUCAUAACCAACUCGGUAGUUAUCGGCUGCCAGCUCGUAAGUGUGGAUAUAAAGCCCACCAACGAAGCUGGGAAGUCACAUUGUCAUGUAAGUGAUGUCAGAUUGCUAGGCAGGCAACCUAUCGUAUUUUCAUAAGUGGCUCGAAUAAGAGUUGGUUUUACGUUGUAUAAGAUCACAAACUUGGCCAGUGUCUUGAAAUACUGAAAGAUUGUAUCAGCAAUGUAUUUGUAACACUGUCUUAGAUGUGGUUCGAGCAAUGUAUGCGUUGGCUGCGGGUUAGACGCUAUAUCAAGCGGACUACUCUAUGCAAAUUGAUCUAAAUACCCGUCCGCUUUACUGCGAGGCGUAGCACGUCCGGACAUCAGGCGUCCUUUUGUUGGCGUGUGCGUUUUGCUAUGGCGUCCCGAAAACUAGUCUGCUCACAUUCCUGUUUUGAAGAUGCACGGGACACUUGAUCUUUGAGCUAUGAUUCUCCUAAACGUCUGCAUUCCGUAAGUUAGUAGUUUAUUCUUCGACAUAACUUGUGGUUGACAUCUAGGCAUCUGUCAUCGAGAUAAUUUUUCUUCAUUUUCAGGCUGUCACAGAACCAACAAGAUUACUUGAGGCUUACAGUGAACAUUUGACGGACUCUGGUGGGAUUAUGCAGCAGUCCGUCUCUGCAUUGGUAGAGUUGAUGUCGUCGGCCAACCGUAAACUUGUUCCAAAAUGCAUUUCUUUGUGUAUUAUUGCUUCGUCGUCUCCAGAAACACAAUUGCAGUUAUGUAAAGAUGGCGCAUGGGAGAUAUUACUUAAAUGGCUUCAAGAGGCCCUCAAAGAGGAUAACUAUGCUUUUUUGUUAGAGCUCUUAAAAGUGUACUUGCUACUUCCUGUGAGAUUGGAGCAGCUUACCCAAAAUGUUUGUCCCAAACUUAUAAAUUCUUUGACGAAACGUUGUGAUCAUGAAGAGGUAAAAUCUGUGGCUGCUGAGAUUGUAAAAAAAUGGAAAGAAGUUAUAAGUUCUGAUUCCCGUCAGUUGGUCUGUAAGUUAGGUUUGUAUUACUUAAUAUAUUUUCAGCAAAUCAUGUAAAAAGGAAAAAAGUAGAAUCUGAAACAAAAACAAUUAACAAAGAUGCUCAGUCGCAUGACCCGUUAAAAGAUGAAAAGAAACGCCGGAGUACUGUUAAAAUACCACCUAAUAAUAUGCGGACAGCAGGUAUGGAAGAUACACCUGCACAACCCCAGCCUAAAUCUAGAUCAGAUAUAUUCGCGAAGAAAAACAAAGUCGAGCAUGAUAAAAGUCUGACAUCUGAACUCCCGAUAGAAUCCUUUCAUCAAAAAAUAACUGUUACUCCGACGGAAUCUCGCAAAGAGAUUCAUGAGAGUUCGGAUUUUAUCAAUGCACUCACCACUUCUCCAUGUCCCGUUGUUCGAAAGAAGAGGAAAAUAUCUCCUAAAAUUGAGCCAGUUGUACAAACUGAUCUCCAUACUAGCAAAGAAGAAAAUUAUACGGAGUUAUCUGAUCAGAGCAGUGCAUAUGAUUCAUUUUCGAACUCCCCUAAGGGAAUGGGCUCCAGAAAAUCUUCAUUGUCUAACAUCUAUUCAACCUUCCCUGCUGAUAAUAAACCUAAAAAACGAGUUUCCUGGGCUGAUGAGGACAAGCUACAGUCUUUCUACUAUUUUGAGCUAGAUGAGUCUGAGAGAGUUAAUGUGAAUCGAGUGUCCAUUGAGGAUAUUCGUCGCAAGGAACAUUCAAUGGAACGUCAGCUUUUCAAACGAUCCCACGAAGACACCGAUGUCUAUUCUCAGAAGGUAAGUUAAACUCGAUAUAGCUCCAAAGUUCGACGGCUUUAAGUAUCUGAAGCUAUCAAUAAUUAUGAGCUUUUAUAAUUAAAUUUAAUAUUAGUGAUGUAUAUAUUAUCAAGUAAUUGAAGAUGUUUCUUCUUAAAGCUUUUUUAUUUUAGGUUUUUAUUUUAUAACUUAAUUUUCAUUGAAUAUUCGUUUUAUCUUGAAUUUUAUUUCGAUCUUAUUGUACAUGUGGUUUUCUUUGAAAUAAAAUAUUUUUAUUCGAAUGAUUAAUUUUUUCUUGCAACUACGGUGGGUGGUUUAUUCACAAAAUAUCCAUAAUUUUGUUCUACUUGAAAGGUUUCACGUUAGCAAUAUAUCAGUCUCCACAUUACUGUGUUAAAAGUUUUUUUAAGUACAAGUACUAGUUAUCUGGUCAUUGCACCAACUUAUAUUUUCCAAAAUUCACCACACUCUGCAGACGGUCAUAUACUGAUGUUUACUUCUGAUGAUAUUUCUUUCAAUUCUUGUCAUCUGAGUGUUCGGCUAAUCUUUUUCGUUAAUAUAAAGCAUUCAACUACCACUUAGUCGUAUAUUUUGACUGAAAUCUAGGGCACAAUUAUAUAUGACCGUCAUUGUAGAAAGCUGCAUGUAAAUUCUGAUGUUAUCACAAAUAAGACUCCCUAGUUCGGAUGUCAGUUUUAGAUUGACUUGUACCUUCCGUUAUAAUCGGGUCUAACUCGUAACGCCCUGUGGUUUCUUACAUUCUUAGGGUCACUUCACACACUCGGGAAUCCGUGGGUUUGUACUAAUUAUAUUACAGUAGAGAAAUCAAGUGUGCAUUAUUAAACAAUCAAGAUAUUAACAUCACUUGCAUACAUAAUGUAGAUAAUAACCAUAGUUUGUACAAUAUGCCUUAGUAAGAUUCUCACAUCAAUCAUGACGGUCUUAUGUUGUGUGGAUGUUUUGCUCUUCUGAAUUCUUAAGUACCAACAUGACAACCUCUAAUCGACUGAUAAUUCUCAAGUUACCUUGCGAUUACUUCCAAGCUGAAUUAAAAAAUACGGUUGAGUGGAUGACUUCAGUGUUAAAACUUCUGUAGUGAUCUGACCAAACAUUUUCUACCAAGAUCUCGUAUUUUGUUCUGUGAGCACGCGUCACUGUAGUUGUGAGAAUGUAACACUUCUAGAUGUGUCUGGAGCCGAAGUGACUUGCCUUAGAACUGCAGGUGUGUGGCUGUAUUGUGUGAAACACAUCAUUAGUUGUUUCGUUACAUAUUCAGGUGAUAUCUCAUUCUGAAUGCAUUCAUGUGUCCUAACGUAUAGUAGAUUAUCAGUUCCAGAUAUCAUAGGCCCAAGUUACCUAUCAUAGUAUUAAUUGAAUACCAACUGGCACGGUCUUCUUGUGAACUAUUUGCGCGCAACAAAUUUCCUAAGACAUUCUAUCGUUUCACCGUAUUGCCUAGAUGGUCACUGUAACAUCCACGAAUUGUCAGCGGUUUCUUUUUGCAUAUUGAGGUACGUCCACUUGUGAUGCUUCGAUAAUCAACCAAAACAUGUCCUCGCGAAGCUUAUUCACGCAAUCCGAAAGCAAUAAACAUGAAUUUCGUCAGCGGCAGCAUAUGCCCAUAAAAUGUUUUUGCCUGGAUGAAAGUUGAGGGAGUCGUCUCCACAGUCUUUGUCACACCAGCUGACAUAAUUAAAUACUCAGGAAAAUACUAAAGUGUCUUCAGAGAUUAUGUUAAUAGAUCUGAGUAACUGCUGAUAAGCUGCGUCUUGCUAUUCCUUGAUCACUAAUUUAGCUGUUCAUUAAUAAAACGUCUAUAAAUCCGGUUGUGAUUUUCCGGAGGACUGGCAUACAAAAUUCAUGAGCGGACGAAACAUUUCUGUUAUAAUACUAGUAAAAAGAUUAUAAUCUGUAAAAUUGCGAAUUGGAAAUGUCUAGUUAAAUAUUCCCACAAGUAUAAAUUUUUGUCAAAGGAAUCCUAAAGAGUCGGUUAGUAUACUUUGGUGGAAUAAUCUCAUUAGGCUUACUUCCUUGCACAACGUGUUUAUUCUACGCUCCUUAUUUCCCAGAAGCUCUUCGUCGGUCAUGUGAAAUAUCGACGAUAAGCACAAUUGUUCGUCAACGACCAAGCAUGGAGUCUCAAUAAGCUGACUAGUCGCUAACAUUCCAAUAUGUCAAUGUCUCAAGGUAUUGGCUAUCGAGUUCCUAAACAAUACGUCAGACUGGAGUCCUCACCCGCUUUUCCUGUCGUUUUCCAAUUACUCUUGAUUAUGUUAUAAACAUGGAUCAGGAUAUGUAUGACUCAGUCAUCAAUGAUCGGCAAAUAUGAUUGUGAACUUUUUAACAUUCCACAAUUAUCUAUACGUUUUUCAACGUAUUCUUUUACUAUCAUUUUGUUCAUUAUGUUGGUCUGUGUCAGUAUUUGAUGUUUUUUUCUGCUUUAGUGAGAUUUAUACAAUUUCAUAAGUUUCCUUCCUAUUUCAAUUCCCCAUAACAGUGGCACCCUCCUUGUCCAUUAGAACGACUUCUCUUGGUCGAACCAGGUUGUAAAUCUAUUGAACGUCAGAUCCAAUUAGAACGAGAACGUUGUGUUCUGCAAGCAAUCUACUUUACUCGUGAAAGUAUCCCAUAUAGUCCAGAAGAGCCUGAUGCAGAAGUUGUGGAGCAUAUCGCUCCUCUUGAUAUACCAUUGGAUGAUGUAAGUUUAUUCUCCUUACAUAGUUACAAGCAGUAAUUACUAUAAGCUGAAAACACAACACAUAUUCACAGUUUCGUAUGAAGAUUGAGUGGUUUUAGAAAGUCUUACUCACUACCUUCUCGCGGUGAGGGUAUUGUCCACAAAUUGAGGGGGACGAAAAGUGAAUAUCUGGCAUUUUAACUGGGUUGGUGGGUAUAGAGGAUCCAGCCAAGGGAGUUGGAAAACUCUGACUUCAAACCAAUGGUGCACAUGAGCUCCAGGAUUCUGAGGGGAAAACGGUGUACAAACCUACUGUAGGUCACUGAUCGCCAUGCCAUUGCAUCUCCUAAAGUUGCUCCACUGCCUUGUGGACUAGACUUCUAAGUCUAAUGCUCGAGGAUUGAUCCCAUAUAUAUAUAUAUAUAUAUAUAUAUAUAUAUAUAUAUAUAUAUAUAUAUUUAUAUAUUUAUAUAUAUAUAUAGCGUCUCCUUGUAUGAAUGUUUAUGUUAAAAUAAAUAAGUGGUUUUGACACAUGACAUCUUUAUAAUAUAUUACUGAACAAACACUUCAGCUGUCCAACGUAUUAUAAAAGUCCUUGAAAAUGUAUGCAUUUAACUUGUUCCUGCUGCAGGAUAAUUUUUCAAUAACGGGUUGGUUUAAAAUACAUUUCCAGAAUAUUCCAUUGAAAUCACUAAGUUUCCUCUAUUGAAGGUGUUUUUGUUAAUUUUCUUAAUGGAAUUCUCUCGGUUGUCACAACAUUCUGUCAGGAUUUUAAAUGUAAGCAAAGCUUUUUAACUGUUAACUAAAAGCUAAAAUCUUUUAUUCUCGACGUUAAGUCGGCCGAACCUAUGAUUCUCAAACUAAGAUCCAAAUGGAUGACUAGUUAACAUGAUGACAUUUAGUAAUUCUUAAGAUUUCAUAUUCAAUUCUAAAUCAGCUCCAAUUAACGGUAUUCGACUAUCCCGAAAUAACACACUUAUUUUACGUAUCAGUGCUUUUGAAUGUACAACCACAAAUACUUGGAGAAUUACUGCUUACGAAUUCUGUACAAGUCCCAGACCACCUGACUGACGGUAGUAUUAAUUAUUAGUUUUCCCGAGCAUAUUUUACGUGAAAGUAAUGUAACUGUAGCAAUUAAACAGCUAUGUGUUAAGACAGUUAUGAUGUAUUGUAUGGAUCCCAUGAUUCUAAGGGAUUAAAUGAAAUUCAACAGUGUAAGAUUCCCUUCAGGAGUAUAAGGGAACUAUUGGACAGCUUUUUGCAUGUAAAAUAAGAUCACUAUAUGGGUUUUUUCAGUGUUGGGAUCCAUCAUUUGGUUAACCUUUUUUUAAAGAUAAAAUGUUAUGUAUGGUGAUUUAUAAGCAUGUUUGAUUUUUGUAACAAAAGGAUGUGUUUCUUUGUCCACUAGUCACUUUAUCUUGUGACAUUCACUCGUGUUUUUGUAAAGUUGUAUGUGAUCCAAAAAAUUAAAUUGGAACCUAACUCGUCAACAUAUGUCUUUGCAACAAACGUCUAGAAUGACAAAAUAUAUUACUGUGCUCUGUGAAACAAAUAUUAGCAGUGACGAACUAAAUUUCAUCUAUCUUACUUCAAAAUAUCUUCAUUUUGUGGAUUAGGUUAAGUUAAUUGAAGUUUUUAAUUAGCAAAAUCUUCAAAUAUCACAAUCGUUCAAUCAAUCCGACUUUCACUUGCUCAGAUGAACAAUGUAUUUGUCAAGUGUAAAGCUGUCUGAGAAAUACAUUGGUCAAUAAGAAACAUCAGCAUAACUAAUCUGGUUUGCCAUCUGUUUGUCCACUUUCUGAUGGUUCAUGUUAUUAAAAUCUGCAUCGUAAACAAUGUUGAUAAUAUUGCACUUCAGAAACAAAAUUGUGUUACCAGUGCUUUCGUUUCAAUCUGGAUAGUGAUGGUUAUUGAAAUCGGUCAUUGCUUUUUGAAAGGUGCGAUUGAUAAAUCUAAUGACCUUUCCCAUCAUCAAGUUCAUAAGUGCAAUCAAAAUGUCGAAAUAUAGAUCUACUAAUCUAUUAAAUGGACAUAUAUAAUAUGAAUUAAGUGGACAAUUUUCAACUAACCAUAGACAGUUCUUUCGAUCUGCGUUACCAUUCCUCACAUCUAUUCAUGACGUAUGCCAUGCAAUGCUUUGUUGCACUUAACUAAUCGAAUAGUGUGUUACCACAGUUUGUUACUUUAAAAUACAAAGAAACAAUGUUCUUAUCUUUAACACCUUGUUUGCGGAAACCAUAUUACAGAUAUUACUAAGCUGUGAUCAUGUUUUCGUAAACCACAAUCGUAGAGGAUAAACGACUAUUUUCACUGACAAGAAUCUAAAGAUUUUUGUACCAAAUAAUUUGAAAAAAGACCUGAAUUUCCUUAAUACCUGGCUGAAACACAUUUUCGUACCAACUUUGAACGUCUAUUAUGCAUGUUGUCACUCUAAUGCAGGAUUAAGUAUUUGCUGUCAUUCUAAACUGAAUUUUGAUCGCUUUUUGAUGGGAUCGUAUAAGGAUUGCCUCGAUUCAAACAUUUUGUCAUUUCUUGAAGAAGAGAUAGAUUGUGGUAAACGGGCUUGUAUUUGAAGCACGAAGUACUGCAGUUCAUCAUAUUUGUGUGUGGGCUGUGAUACUGCCCGGGUGCCCAGACCAAAGUAGGUGAUUUUCUUAGGAGGCCACACCCCGAGCCUUUGACCUAAAGGUCUAACCCACAAGGCAGUGGAGCAUCGUGAGGAGAUGCAGUCCGAUGGUAGCCGGUGAUUAACGAUUAGCUCAUACGCCAUUUGUUCGUUUAGGAUACUGGAGCCUAUGUGCACCAUUGGUUUGGAAUCCGGUUAAAGCGCCGGACAUUCGCUUUUCGUCCUCUCAUUUUUGUAAACAACACCCCCGCCACGAGAAGGCAGCGAGUAGGACUUCCCUGGCAGAGGCUGUAUACGCGUGACCGUGUGAGAGCAUUUCGAGAGGAAGAGCGUACUAUCCCCACUCCAAUGUAGACAACACUGAAAUGGAGAUACAUCCAGCUAACCAAUCCUAAAUAGGACGAAACGCGUGUCCUGGAUUCCACUGUUAGCCACAUCCAUAUAUUUGGUCGAGUGUUUGUUCAAUAACAGUUCACAUUAAACGAAUGUUAGUUAUGCCUUUUCAUAGUUUUGUUGGUAUCACACAGAUUAAUUUCACUUUGUUUUAUCCUCACAUGCGUUUGGAAAUCGACAUUUUGUUUUCUUUUGCUUUAUAUAUCGGUUUUUACCCAUAAAAUAUCAAUACUUCUCUUCCAGGCAAAUUUGAAGCUAAACGUGUUUGCUUGCAGAUUGGUUUUUCUUUUAUUAAACUUAUCAUGUACCUGGUAUAUAAACUAAAUCAAAUUAUCUGUAUUUUCUUCAGCUUACUGCCUACGAAUCAAUUGAUAAAAGUUCUGAAGUUAAUUCUGAGAGGCUAUUAGUUAUGAAAGAUGCCAUGGGAAAUCCACAGGCGAGUUUAAUCUCAGUAAUUUUCUCCGUCG
Messenger RNA from Schistosoma haematobium, 13941 nucleotides. RefSeq lists its product as uncharacterized. Lineage: Eukaryota; Metazoa; Platyhelminthes; Trematoda; Strigeidida; Schistosomatidae. The transcript has 6 exons. The coding region runs from base 7191 to 7808 and encodes 205 amino acids. The record is from RefSeq and is a predicted model, not a curated record.